This is a messenger RNA of Xiphophorus couchianus (Monterrey platyfish), 4012 nucleotides long. Its product is annotated as probable E3 ubiquitin-protein ligase DTX3. The coding region runs from base 94 to 690 and encodes 198 amino acids. The record is from RefSeq and is a predicted model, not a curated record. The transcript is spliced from 3 exons. Gene Ontology annotation, biological process: protein ubiquitination; Notch signaling pathway. Lineage: Eukaryota; Metazoa; Chordata; Actinopteri; Cyprinodontiformes; Poeciliidae.
CCCUUCGUCACAGGUCUGAAGUAUCCAACCCCUAGGAGUCAGACCCAGAGAGGAAGCAGAAGACUGCUAAAUGUCUGACAUUCCGUGGAAAUCAUGGAAAACCCGGCAAACAACACCAAGCACGCUGAUAGCACGGGAGACUGCGCCAUCUGCUUGGAGAGGAUUCAGAGGAAGAAAACGCUCAAGUGUCAGCACUCUUUCUGCUCGGAGUGCAUCGACUCAGUUUUCAGACUGAAGCCCGCAUGUCCGAUAUGCAACACAUUCCACGGAGUGUACACGGGGACCCAGCCGCAGGGCACGAUGACGGUGACCCACAGCUUUCUGAAGCUGCCGGGCUUCGAGAACUGCGGCUCAAUCGUCAUCCAGUACAGUUUCCCAGGGGGGAUACAAGGGGCUGAGCACCCAAAUCCUGGCGUGAGGUACAGCAGCACCUCUCGUAUUGCCUACCUGCCAGAUUGUGCAGAGGGACAGAAGGUCUUGAGGCUGCUAAGGAAAGCAUUCGACCGAAGACUUACUUUUACCGUUGGACGGUCGGCCACCACAGGUCUCAACAAUGUCAUUACCUGGAACGACAUUCACCACAAGACCAGCAUAAAUGGCGGUCCAGAGAGUUUUGGUUAUCCAGAUCCAGCGUACCUGUUCAGGGUUCAAGAGGAGCUUCGUCUUAAAGGUGUAACAGAGGAUGCCUGAUUGUUCAAAAACAUUUUUUAGACAGACUUAGUGCUGCUCUUAAUAAAGUUCCCAGCUGCAAAUCUGCACUUUUCAACAGUAAUGUUCACCACGAAUACUUGAAGAUGUGUUUUUUGGGGUUUUUUUUGUAUGUGACCUGGGCUAAACUGAGGGAGAAGUUUAGCUUUUCCAAAGACCUUUUCUGCUUUAUUCCUGUUAUGUAGCUGAUUUACUUUAAGCCAAUAAGCAAGACGAGUUUGGUAUUGAUUUCAUUAGUGUAUGCAGCACCGUUCACAUUUUUUAGCAGUCUUGGUAAAAAAGUGUGGAAAGUAGACAAACUAAGUUAAUCUUUUGUCACCUUAUUCUGAUCACACACUGAAAAACAUCCUGUUUACCUCAUUGAGUUCUAAGUGUUUCAAGCAUCACUCAGGAUGUAGUGGAAAAGAGGCUUUCCUGGAAUGGCAUGUAUCCAUUUUGAAGAGUGACUAGGAGAAAUGGACCUGUAUUUAUUUACCUAUUUAUUUAUAACUCCAGCAAACAGAAAAAUGUGGAUUAGAUUUUGAACAAUACAAAAAAGUAAAGUAGUCAUUCAAAAAACUAAAAAUACACUUAGGAGUUGAACAUCAUUUUUAGGUGAAGGUUGAAUUUUUUGUGGCAGACGGGUAGAUUAGUUUAUUUAAAGGACUUUUACACAUUUCUUUUCUUUUUUUUUCUCCAGGGAUGCCAAUAAAAUUAGAGAGUGCUUUGUUUGUAACAAUUUAUUUGCACUGGAUGGAAACAUAAUAUGAAUGAAAAGCGAUUGUUUUCUAGGGUCUAUGGCAGAGUCAGAUAAAUGAUCCUGUAUAUUAUUUUGUUGACAAUCAGUUCUGUUUAUUGAAAAGGCUUAAAAUAUUUUGCAAAAUAAUUUUUGUUCUUUUCUAGCUUCCUUCUUUAAAAAGUGCAAACGCAUGCAAACGCUUUUUGUGAAAAUAUAUUUGAACAUAACAUUUCCCAUAAAAUAUAUUUAACUAAAUUUACAUUUUAUUUUUAAAUAGGUGUACCAAAAAAACUAAAGAAUGACCGUGCCUGGCUAAAGACUAAUUAAAAGUAAAUUACAUUGUUUUUUUAAAAGUAGGUUUAUUAGCCUUUCUACAAAAACAGAAUUUUUGGUAAUUUUUAUUUUUGCAGUAAUACACCUUAAUUGAUUUCGUGCCUUAUGCAAUAUCAGAUAAGUUUGUGCCUUAAGAACGAUUGAAAUAUGUUUUUAUGCCCUGACAUCACCACGCUUGUACACUAGAUGGCGGUGUUCUCCUAGUAGAAGGACUGUUACAUUUCGUCGUCAUUCUGUUCCCAGCUUUCGCUCUCCCCUCAAAGUUUCCUACUUAAUGUGUUUGGGUCAGUUUUCACUGCAACAGUUAGAGAGGAGGUUGCUUUGUCUUUCACUAAGAUAUGAUGUUAUAUUUUGGAGGAAUGUGUACUGCUGUGUGGUGAUGGCUAAAUGCUGAAAGGGAAGUUGCUGUUCUUUGUUAAUUGUGUGAAGACCGACUAAAUCAAUGCUGGACCAAAUACUGUAUAUCCUAUUUAAAACUCGCUCUGAAUGUUUUGGUCUAGCAUUACAGUGCAUGGCAUACUAAGCUGAUUUUUCACUUUGCAGACACAAGCAUCAGUGUAUUUUUUUACCACGAUUAUAUGGUAUAUAUACAUUUUUUUCCCACAAAAACAAAUUUGGAAAGUAUAGUAUAACAUUCAACUUCUCCCUUACAUGUCUGGUGUUUCUUGAUCUUUAUGAUUCUUUUAGUUCUCUAACAAACCUCUGAGACCUUCAAAUCAGCUGGAUUGAUUAAGAGGUUAAUUUACACAACACAACUAUUGUGUAAACUAUACUAUUUACAUUAGUAAAUUUACACAUUUACUAUUGUGUAAAUGCUUUCUGAAGUGACUUCAGAUUUUGCUCGCUUUUAUUUAGGGAUAUCAGAAUGAAUCCAGCAGAAUAAAAAUGCACACCGCAGUUUGAAGAUUUUAUUCGGCAUUUUUCAACCCAUCAUACAUGAUCCUCUCCUCCCUCACUCUAGUUUGUGUCUGUAAUGUGACAAAUUGUAAAAAAAAAAAGGUUCAAAUUUGGUUUUUGUCCAAAAAAAAAGAAUAGUCUAGAAGCACGUUUAACGUUUAUUUAGUUUGAAAGCGUGCACGUGAUGUAACAGAGUCAGAUAGUGGCCUGUUUUCCACUCUGACGUCAGUGUCUGGGGGCAUUUCUGUGGCCUGUAGGAUCUCAGGGCAUCUGCUAACCUCUAAUCAGAGUAGGACCCAUCUGCCACCCCACCCUAUGUUGCCCCUCUUUCUGCAGUAGUUCAUCAGUAAAAUUCAUCCACAUGUCAUCAUCCGUCCAUUCACCAAAUAAUAAUAAAAAAAGGUUUAUUUGAAUUGUUUUGUGUUUUAAAAAGUUCUUCAACAUUUUGGUUCUCUGACGUAGAAAGAUUGCCUCAUAAUGCAACUUACAUUUCAAUAAUAAUCCUAGAAACCCUAAACGCACUGAGUAGUGAGGCAGGAUUGUGUGUCAUAUAAAGCAGAAUCUAGUGAAAGUAGCACAAAGUAGAAGCAUGUCUGAAAUUACUUUCACUUCAUUGAAUCUAACCUACAUUUACACAUGAAAUACUUCAUGUGAAUUUGUCUGGUUUGUUACUAUAUGAGGACGUCUCUCUGGAGUAAAAGCACAAAUGCAUUUUGUUGCUAAAAAUUCAAAUUGAGAAAGGUUGAUUUUUUUGUGUGUGUGCUUUUUAUUUUAUUAGAUACAUUUUUUUGUUUUAAAUUUUGUCUCAGAUUUUCCUCCAUAUAUUCUUCUGCACGUAGGCUCAAAAGUUCAGUUCUGGUGUCAUCUGUGCAGAGCAACAUCUUCCAUAAGUAUUCUGUAUUCCCUAUGUUUGGAAAAAAACUGCAGAAGGGAUUUUUUCAGACUUUUUUCAACCGUUUUGCUGCCUUAAGGACCAGAUCUGUUUAGAGCACGAAUAAUAGUUGGAAACAGAUUUUCCCUCCUGAGCUGUGGAUCUCUGCAGGUCCUCCAGAGUUACCAUGAGACUCUUGGCUGCCUCUUUGAUUAAUCAUAGUCUUUCAUUACCAGAUAAUGGAUUGAACAAGGCUCUUUCAGAUGUUUAAAGCAUUGGAUUGUAUUAUAAAAUUGUACCUUGCUUUAAAGGUCUUCACAACAGCUUAUGUUGCAUAUUAAUGACAUAUAUUUUGUGUUUAUUGAAUAUCGUAUUUUGUUUUUCUGCUUUAAAGCGUUUGCGAGUUAGUCUCUCUGUAAUCAGAAUGUUUUAAUCUCUGUGACUUAUACUUGAAUAAAUAAAGACCAUAAUGACGAUAAACCCUA